Molecule: messenger RNA, 5852 nt
Organism: Meriones unguiculatus (Mongolian gerbil)
Lineage: Eukaryota; Metazoa; Chordata; Mammalia; Rodentia; Muridae
Product: sodium/potassium-transporting ATPase subunit alpha-2
Exons: 23
Coding region: 142-3204 (1020 amino acids)
Biological process (GO): intracellular sodium ion homeostasis; potassium ion import across plasma membrane; intracellular potassium ion homeostasis
Cellular component (GO): membrane
Molecular function (GO): P-type sodium:potassium-exchanging transporter activity; ATP binding; ATP hydrolysis activity
Source: RefSeq, a predicted model, not a curated record
GACCUAUUUAAAGCUACCCUGUUGCUCAGGCUGUCUCUGUCUGUCUGCCAGGGUCUCCAGCUGCCCCAGACAGUCGGUGUGGUCUUGGGAUCCUCCUGGUGACCUUUCCAGACUAGGUCUCCUCAGCCACUCUGCCCCAAGAUGGGUCGUGGGGCAGGGCGUGAGUACUCUCCUGCUGCCACCACAGCAGAGAAUGGGGGUGGUAAGAAGAAACAGAAAGAGAAGGAGCUUGAUGAGCUGAAGAAGGAGGUUGCCAUGGAUGACCACAAGCUGUCCUUGGAUGAACUGGGCCGAAAAUACCAGGUGGAUCUGUCCAAGGGCCUCACCAACCAGCGAGCUCAGGACAUUCUGGCUAGGGAUGGACCCAAUGCCCUCACUCCACCCCCCACGACUCCUGAGUGGGUCAAGUUCUGUCGUCAGCUUUUUGGGGGCUUCUCUAUCCUGCUGUGGAUCGGGGCACUCCUCUGCUUCUUGGCCUAUGGUAUCCUGGCCGCCAUGGAGGACGAACCAUCCAAUGAUAAUCUAUAUCUGGGUAUCGUGCUGGCAGCUGUAGUCAUCGUCACUGGCUGCUUCUCCUACUACCAGGAAGCCAAGAGCUCCAAGAUCAUGGACUCCUUCAAGAACAUGGUGCCUCAGCAAGCGCUGGUCAUCCGAGAGGGAGAGAAGAUGCAGAUCAACGCGGAGGAGGUGGUGGUGGGAGACUUGGUGGAAGUGAAGGGUGGAGACCGUGUCCCUGCUGACCUCCGGAUCAUCUCUUCCCACGGUUGCAAGGUGGAUAACUCAUCCCUAACAGGGGAGUCAGAGCCCCAGACACGUUCCCCCGAGUUCACCCAUGAGAACCCUCUGGAGACCCGAAAUAUCUGUUUCUUCUCAACCAACUGUGUGGAAGGCACUGCCAGAGGCAUUGUGAUUGCCACAGGAGACCGGACGGUGAUGGGCCGCAUUGCCACGCUUGCCUCCGGCCUGGAGGUGGGGCAGACGCCCAUAGCCAUGGAGAUUGAGCACUUCAUCCAGCUGAUCACAGGGGUGGCGGUGUUCCUGGGGGUCUCCUUCUUUGUGCUGUCCCUCAUCCUGGGCUACAGCUGGCUGGAGGCCGUCAUCUUUCUCAUCGGCAUCAUCGUAGCCAACGUGCCUGAAGGGCUUUUGGCCACUGUCACUGUGUGCCUGACUCUGACAGCCAAGCGCAUGGCCCGGAAGAACUGCCUGGUGAAGAACCUGGAGGCGGUGGAGACGCUGGGCUCCACAUCCACCAUCUGCUCGGACAAGACGGGCACGCUCACCCAGAACCGCAUGACAGUGGCCCACAUGUGGUUUGACAACCAGAUCCACGAGGCUGACACCACGGAGGAUCAGUCUGGGGCCACUUUUGACAAACGGUCCCCCACUUGGACAGCCCUGUCUCGGAUUGCUGGUCUCUGCAAUCGUGCUGUCUUCAAGGCUGGACAGGAAAACAUCUCUGUCUCUAAGCGGGACACAGCUGGUGACGCCUCUGAGUCUGCUCUGCUCAAAUGCAUUGAGUUGUCCUGUGGCUCAGUGAGGAAGAUGAGGGACAGGAAUCCUAAAGUGGCAGAAAUUCCCUUCAACUCUACCAACAAAUAUCAGCUGUCCAUCCACGAGAGAGAAGACAGCCCCCAGAGCCAUGUGCUAGUGAUGAAAGGAGCUCCGGAGCGCAUCCUGGAUCGAUGCUCCACCAUCCUGGUACAGGGCAAGGAGAUCCCUCUCGACAAGGAGAUGCAAGAUGCCUUUCAAAAUGCCUACAUGGAGCUCGGAGGACUUGGGGAGCGUGUGCUGGGCUUCUGUCAGCUGAACCUGCCUUCUGGAAAGUUUCCUCGGGGCUUCAAAUUUGACACAGAUGAGCUGAACUUCCCCACAGAGAAGCUCUGCUUUGUGGGGCUCAUGUCUAUGAUUGAUCCACCCAGAGCAGCUGUACCAGAUGCUGUGGGCAAGUGCCGAAGUGCAGGCAUCAAGGUGAUCAUGGUGACUGGAGAUCACCCUAUCACAGCCAAGGCCAUUGCCAAAGGGGUAGGCAUUAUAUCAGAGGGUAACGAGACUGUGGAGGACAUUGCAGCCCGGCUCAACAUUCCUGUGAGUCAAGUCAAUCCCAGAGAAGCCAAGGCAUGUGUAGUGCAUGGCUCGGACCUGAAGGACAUGACCUCAGAACAGCUGGAUGAGAUCCUCAGGGACCACACGGAGAUCGUAUUCGCCCGGACCUCCCCUCAGCAGAAGCUCAUCAUUGUGGAGGGGUGUCAGAGGCAGGGAGCCAUCGUAGCAGUGACCGGUGAUGGGGUGAACGACUCCCCAGCCCUGAAGAAAGCUGACAUCGGCAUCGCCAUGGGCAUCUCCGGCUCCGACGUCUCUAAGCAGGCGGCUGACAUGAUUCUUCUCGAUGACAACUUUGCCUCCAUCGUGACAGGCGUAGAGGAGGGCCGCCUGAUCUUCGACAACUUGAAGAAGUCCAUCGCAUACACCCUGACCAGCAACAUCCCGGAGAUCACCCCCUUCCUGCUGUUCAUCAUUGCCAACAUCCCCCUUCCCCUGGGCACUGUGACCAUCCUCUGCAUCGACCUGGGCACAGAUAUGGUUCCCGCGAUCUCAUUAGCAUAUGAAGCAGCUGAGAGCGAUAUCAUGAAGCGGCAGCCACGGAACUCCCAGACAGACAAGCUGGUGAACGAGAGGCUUAUCAGCAUGGCUUACGGACAGAUUGGCAUGAUCCAGGCCCUGGGAGGCUUCUUCACCUACUUUGUGAUCCUGGCAGAGAACGGUUUUCUGCCGUCACGGCUGCUGGGAAUCCGCCUUGACUGGGAUGAUCGGACUACCAAUGACCUGGAAGACAGCUAUGGGCAAGAGUGGACGUACGAGCAGCGGAAGGUGGUGGAGUUCACGUGCCACACGGCCUUCUUUGCCAGCAUCGUGGUUGUGCAGUGGGCCGACCUCAUCAUCUGCAAGACCCGUCGCAACUCGGUCUUCCAGCAGGGCAUGAAGAACAAGAUCCUGAUUUUUGGGCUCCUAGAAGAGACAGCUCUGGCUGCUUUCCUGUCUUACUGCCCGGGUAUGGGGGUGGCCCUCCGAAUGUACCCGCUCAAGGUCACUUGGUGGUUCUGUGCCUUUCCCUACAGUCUCCUCAUCUUCAUCUAUGACGAAGUGCGAAAGCUCAUCCUACGGCGGUAUCCUGGGGGCUGGGUGGAGAAGGAGACAUACUACUGAGCUCACUGGAAAAAAAAGAAGAACGGGAGAGAUGGGAAGGCCUGGAGGUGUUGCUGGGGUAGUAAAGGAAAGGGCUGGGCGGAAAUGUGAGGUGAUAUUUUAGGGGAAGAUUUGGGGAAACAGUGAACUAAGUUGGCAGGCUUGGGUAAAUAGACGAGGUGACUGCUCCAACCACUCCAUAGGUCCAGCUGUGAACCCUCAGACAGUAUAUGUUGGGGUCACCUCCUCAGCCCCCUCUCAUCCCGCUCUACCGCGUUGUCUACUUUUCCCGAAGAACUGAGGGUUGUCCCAGCAGUCCCUAUGUCCCAGCCCUUCACCCUCACCUGUGUUAUUCAAAUAGAUCAACACCCAAACAUUAACCUUGUCUAAUCCUGAAGAAAACCUCAGACCACCAAGCAGCUAUGUCUCUGGCUUCAUUCCUUUUCGCCUUCCUUAGCCUCCUACCUGGAGUCUUCCCCAGCUCCUCCCCCUCAUACCUUGAAAACACCAAAUUCUCCUUCUAUGAGUGCAAGAGCCUGAGGCCAGAAAAGGAAGCUGGUGGGACAGCUUCCAGCUGGUUGGCUGGUAGGUCUGUCUCCAGCCAAGGCCAGCCAGCAACCAGAGGAGAGCUGGGCUAUCAAGGAGAGGUUGGGGUGGGCUGGCUGAAGGAGACAGCAAGGAAAGAAAGGCAGGCAGUGACCAGAGCUUGUCAUCUUCAGUCUUCAGGUAGGUGGGGUGGGCUCUGGCUCUUAGCCCUGGCUUACCAGCAGACCAAAUUCCCGUCUCAUCAGACUAGCAGCAAGGGCAAGACCACAAGGCAGUGUGCCAUUCCACUGCCCCUGGAGUGGUCCUCUGUCUACAAGGCUCAGGUGCCACAGAAGGUCCUGUUAUCUCAACCACACACUCUUGGGAACACCCCCCCCCCAUCUUUAGAAUAAUAAGUUCUCAGGUGCAUCACGCUGUUCUGAGAUGUCAGGUAGCUGCCAGUUCUCCUCCCACUCUCCCAGUCCUUCCCCUUCAUGUCCAUCUGCUGGACCCACAUCAUUUCCAGUAUUGCCCAGCUGGUCCUGGAAAAGGAUGUCCUGGCCAUUGACAGGAAUUAGCAUAGAACAACCCUGUCUUUCAAGGACAUGCAGAAUCAGCUUAGGUCAUGACACUGUCAGAAAUUUCAGACACGAGAGAAAAUCUUAAGAGACCUACCUGCCUUUGACCUCUCAGACGGCACGGCCACUGCUCUCAGACAAGUGCCCACUUUCCUUGACACAGGAAGCUGGCUUCAGGUUCCUAUGGAAUAGAGUUUUCUUUCCUUACUCUCUUCUCACCUAACAUUUUGCUCUGCGGACAGCUGCCCAUUCUCUAAGCCUGGCCUAGAAAGCAUUGCAUAGAUGGACCUACAUGAAUGAGCCAAGCAAGAGAGAGACAAUAAGGAAACUGGAAGGCUUAAGGUGGAAAUAUAAAGGACAAGCAUUAGGCCAAGCCUGAAGGCCUCCCAAAGGCUACUGUCUUAUCGCGGUAGAGUUUUGCUUUAUCAUUCAAACUUUGAAAUUUGUCAGUCCUGGUCUUCAGUUGGAAGUCUAAAUGGAACACCAUAAUUAUUUGGGCCUAAUUAAUUUGAGAUUAUUGACUUUGAAUCAAUGACUUUAUUGCACAACCAAUAAAGAAGUCAUUUGGUCAGCAAAUUAAGAGCAUAAACAAUAUUGCUAGAAGAGACAUGUUUAGUCUGUCUCAGAGUAUGCUUUUCAGGCACUUUAGAAAUCCCCCUCUAGGAUCAGCAAGUGCAUAGGCUAAUUAUCACCAGUCCUGAUAUAUUUGUUAAAGGAACAUCUACAAGAUCCUUACUGAUGACCUUCUGUAAGACAUUAGUUUGAGGCACUACAUAUGUACUUGAAAAUAAUAAAGUUGCAUUUCUUUAUCAAAAAAAAAAAAAAAAGAAAGAAAAGAAAUUGCUCUCAUGGUUGGUUUCUAUACUUCAUAUUUGCUUCCCUUCAAAUUGUGGUACUGGCUGUGUGCCAUGGAAGGACACACAGCUUAUAAAAGGAACUGAAAGAAAGGGCAAAUGUCCCGAAUAGUCAGGAAAUAAUCUGGCCACAGACAGUGCUGUGGGGAAAGCUGAAGGGGAAGAUGGUAGGUUGCAAAAUAACCUAGAAGAAAAUGUAGCCAGAGCUCUCUUCCUCAUAACCAGUCCCACUUGGAAGACAGUAGAGUUUGUCCAGGACAAAUGGGUCUAUGAAAGGUAUGGGGAUAUCUCUAUCCUUUCUGCUCCAGACCAAAUCAGUCCAUCUUGGGUUGAGGUAAAGCUCGUAUAGCCUUGAAGUCUACCCGAGUAGGUGUUGGCAACAUUUUUGCAGAGUGUGUGUGUAAGGGGCAGUAGAGAGGGACACUGUACUGAGAGGAGGGAUGACUAGAUGGUGCACGUUCCUGCAGGGGUCAGUGGGGAUGGGGGACAGGAAGACACUGGCUCUUACAACCCAGACCAAUCUCAGAAUAACCACGAGAAGCCGGGACCAGCCCAAGCGUGUCCUGGCCCCCCUCUAUUAUAACUCUUCAGUAGUCAUGGUGGUGUCCUGGAGGCGGUCACAGUGGCUGUAGCUCACUCAGUGCGUGUAAAAUAUCAGUUUUCUUUGUAAUGGUUAAGAAUAAAGCCGGAUUAAAGUUUACUUUGUUCUCAG